Octopus bimaculoides (California two-spot octopus) is the source of this 3027-nucleotide messenger RNA. RefSeq lists its product as uncharacterized. Gene Ontology annotation, molecular function: RNA polymerase II cis-regulatory region sequence-specific DNA binding; DNA-binding transcription factor activity, RNA polymerase II-specific. Gene Ontology annotation, biological process: regulation of transcription by RNA polymerase II. The record is from RefSeq and is a predicted model, not a curated record. NCBI's taxonomy places the organism in Eukaryota, Metazoa, Mollusca, Cephalopoda, Octopoda, Octopodidae.
AAGCAAGGUCCAAUUAAAUUAUUAAUUAAGGUGAUUGAAUUACCGAUCACUAACUCGUUGUUUAUAUCCGAAUACGAAUAUUACAUCCUGUUGACGUAAAAGGAAUUUCUUCAUUCAGAUGUGCCUUUGAUAUUUUUAUCAACUUUCAUCAAACUAAAGAAAGAUGAUCAAUUUAUAAGGAGCAUUCAUCAAUAAAUCAACCUCUUUAUAUAAAUAUUCUCUCAUAAUGAAUAAUUCAACUAAACCUAAAAACCCUGAUACAAGAGAGAAGCCAUAUUCCUGUGAUAUCCGUGGUAAAUCAUUCUCAGGAAGGAGUGACUUGACUAAACACAAAUGUACACAUACUGGAGAGAAGCCAUAUCAUUGUGAUAUCUGUGGUAAAUCGUUUUCUCAAAAUGGCCACUUGACUAGUCACACACGUAUUCAUACAGGUGAGAAGCCAUACCACUGUGAUAUCUGUGGUCAAUCAUUUACUGAAAACGGUUGCCUGACUAAACACAAACGUAUUCAUACAGGUGAGAAACCAUAUCAAUGUGAUAUAUGUGGUAAAUCAGCCUCUGACAGGGGUGGCUUGACUAAGCACCUGCGCAUUCACACUGGAGAGAAACCAUAUCAUUGUGAUACCUGUGGUAAAUCAUUCUCUUGUAAUAGUCACUUGACAAAUCAUAAACGCAGUCAUACUGGGGAAAAACCAUAUAACUGUGAUAUCUGCGGUAAAUCAUUCUCUCAAAGGCAUGACUUGACUAAACACCAACGCAUUCACACUGGAGAGAAACCAUAUCACUGUGAUACCUGUGGUAAAUCAUUCUCUUGUAAUGGUCACUUGAUUAAUCACAAACGUACUCAUACAGGAGAGAAGCCAUAUCGUUGUAACAUCUGUGGUAAAUCAUUUUCUGAAAAUAGCACUUUAACUAGUCACAUACGUAUUCAUACAGGAGAGAAGCCAUAUCAUUGUGUUAUCUGUGGUAAGUCAUUCUCUCAAAAUAGUAACUUGAUUAAUCACAAACGUACUCAUACUGGGGAAAAACCAUAUCAGUGUGAUAUCUGUGGUAAAGCAUUUUCUCAAAAUAACACUGUAACUAGUCACAUACGUAUACAUACAGGAGAGAAGCCAUAUCAUUGUGAUAUCUGUGGUAAAUCAUUUUCUCAAAAUAGUAACUUGACUAAUCACAAACGUAUUCAUACUGGGAGAACACGAAACACAUUCAGAGAUAACAAGGAAACUAUCGUUGUUAUAUGUGUGAUAAAUUAUUCUCUCAUAAUGAAUCAUUUAACUAAACCAAAAAACCCUAAUGUAGCAGAGAAACCAUAUUCCUGUUGUAUCUGUGGUAAAUCAUUCUCUCAAAGUGGUCACUUGGCUAAACACAAGCGUACACAUACAAGAGGGAAACCAUAUCAUUGUGAUAUCUGUGGUAAAUCAUUUUCUCGACGUGAUACCUUGACUACACACAAACGUACACAUACCGGAGAGAAAUCAUAUCGUUGUGAUAUCUGUGGUAAAUCAUUCUCUGAAAGUGGUAACUUGACCAGACACAAAUUUACACAUACAGGAGAGAAGUCAUAUCAUUGUGAUAUUUGUGGUAAAUCAUUCUCUCAAAGUGGGGACUUAACUAGACACAAACAUACACAUACAGGAGUGAAGGCAUAUCAUUGUAAUAUCUGUGGUAAAUUAUUCUCUAGAAAUAAUCAUUUGACUAGUCACAAACGUAUUCAUACUGGCGAAAAGCCAUAUCAGUGUGAAAUUUGUGGUAAAUCAUUCUCUAGAAAUAUUUAUUUGAAGAGUCAUAAUCGUAUUCAUACAGGAGAAAAACCAUGUUAUUGUGACAUUUGUGGUAAAUCAUCCUCUGAAAUUAGUGCCUUGAGUAGACACAAACGUACACAUACAGGAGAGAAGCCAUAUCAUUGUGAUACUUGUGGUAAAUCAUUCUCUGAAAGUGGUGCCUUGACUAGACACACACGCAUUCAUACAGGAGAGAGGCCAUAUCAUUGUGAUAUCUGUGGUAAAUCAUUCUCUGAAUGUGGUGCCUUGACUAGUCACAAACGCAUUCAUACAGGAGAGAGGCCAUAUCAUUGUAAUAUCUGUGGUAAAUCAUUCUCUCAUAGUGGAGACUUGUUUAAGCACAGACCUACACAUACAGGAGAGAAGCCAUAUCAUUGUGAUAUUUGUGGUAAAUCAUUCUCAGCAAGUAGCAAUUUAACUUGUCACAUACGUAUUCAUACUGGGGAAAAACCAUUUCACUGCGAUAUCUGUGAUAAAUCAUUUUCUAAAAAUGAUGGUUUAACUAGUCACAAACGUGUUCAUACAGGAGAGAAGCCAUAUCACUGUGAUAUCUGUGGUAAAUCAUUCUCUCAAACGAGUGCCUUAAGUAGACACAAACAGGCACAUACUAGGGAGAAGUCAUAACAUUCCAAUACCUAGUUUUCUUUUGAAGAUGGUGUUUUAACUAUACAUGAACAUGUUCAUACUUGAGAUAAACUAUGUCCUUAUGAUAUCUGUGGUAAAUCAUUCUCUCAUAAAUCUAUCAUAUAUGCCGAUGUAUCAGACGACCCAUAGCAUUUCCAUUCAAAUGCUGGCUUUACAGCUAUACUUGCUGUAUCAGACUACCCCGAGUUUUCAUGGAAAGCAGUUUGAGCACCAAAGGCACAAGCUUCAUGGCUAAAGGGGUCGGGUGAGUUGUAGUUUCCCCAGUGACUCCUCAAACCUCUGCUUUUCUUGUGUUUCAGUAGCAUUUUAAAUAUGUUUCAAUCAGUAAACUUUGUAUGCAAUAAUUCUGCAGUUUUGGUUUUAAAAUUUAUCCUGUUCUUUUCAAAAAGUGGCAAAAUAUUGUAAAUUACCAACUAUAAUAAACAUCAAAUGUAUCUUGCUGAUGUAAACAACCACAGUGACGUGACUAAGGCGUUGGUUAUUUUAUAGUAACUAACAUGGUGUCAGGUAAACUAUAAUAACACCAUUUACUUGAAACAGAUUUACUUAUAAUGUGUAUAAUAUUAUAUUCUGAUAUAUUAAAACUGUUGUUAUAAAAUACA